GCUUCUCCAACUACAAGCACUGCUCCAACAACCACAAGUGCUUCUACAACCACCACAGUCACUCCAACCACUACCAGUGCUUCUCCAACUACAAGCACUGCUCCAACAACCACAAGUGCUUCUACAACCACCACUGCUGCUCCAACCACUACCGGUGCCGCUCCAACUACAUGCACUGCUCCAACCACUACAAGUGCUUCUACAACCACCACUACUGCUCCAACCACUACUGGUGCCGCUCAAACUACAAGCGCUGCUCCAAACUACAAGCACUGCUCCAACACCUACAAGCGUUUCUACAACCACCACUGCUGCUCCAACAAUACCGGUGCUGCUCCAACUACAACCGCUGCUGCAACCAGCACUAGCGCUGCUCAAACUACAAGCGCUGCUCCAACCAGCAUGAGCGCCGCAUCAACUACUAGCACUGCUCCAACCACUACAAGCCACUGCUUCAACCACUACAAUCGCUUCUACAACCACCACUGCUGCUCCAACCAGUACCGGUGCUGCUCCAAGUACAACCAGUGCUUCUCCAACUACAAGCGCUGCUCCAACCACCACAGUUGCGCCAUCAUCUACAAGUGCUUCUCCAACUAA
This is a messenger RNA of Micropterus dolomieu (smallmouth bass), 600 nucleotides long. Its product is annotated as integumentary mucin C.1-like. The annotation marks the transcript as partial. The transcript has 4 exons. NCBI's taxonomy places the organism in Eukaryota, Metazoa, Chordata, Actinopteri, Centrarchiformes, Centrarchidae. The record is from RefSeq and is a predicted model, not a curated record.